Molecule: messenger RNA, 925 nt
Organism: Trichoderma virens Gv29-8
Lineage: Eukaryota; Fungi; Ascomycota; Sordariomycetes; Hypocreales; Hypocreaceae
Exons: 2
Coding region: 522-767 (81 amino acids)
Source: RefSeq, a predicted model, not a curated record
GAACAGAAUAACCUCCCCGGCCACUGAUUAGUUGUCUUCUCAACUCUUCAUUUGUCACGUAACAUGUCUCUUUUCGGCAGGCAGAAACCCCCCCCAAAAUUGACACUAGGUCAAUGGCCAGAAAAACGUAAACUACGUUUACAAACCACAUACACCCCAGAACACAUGAUAUAGGAUUGGCCCAUCACUGCAUGCAUGAAAACAUGGGUUCCAGGGCCAAGGAAAAAAAAAAAAAAGACCAGGCAUCGGUAACCUUGACAGCACUAGGGCAUCCCAACGCAACCCGGACGCUUCAACAGGUUACAAAGGGCGCAAUUUUCAGGGUGGCAGGCAAGGAGAAGGAAAAAGAAGUCGAAUGGAAAAACGCCAGCGCAUGAAGCAGAAACACGCCAAAACACGGGACGUAGCAACCUACCAUCCUAUCAGCGUGAAUGAGGCUAGCACGCGACGGAGCAGGAAUAGUCAAUUAGGCCGUUCGGUACGUAGGACCAUUGGCGUACAUAGUAGGCCGGCAAAUAACCAUGGUUAGCGUUUCGGGGGCAUCAUCGGAGAUGUGGAUGUGCCUUCGUAUGAUCCGUCGCCGGGGUAAGCGACUUGUCGAGAUUCCCUUUUCAGUCAAUCGUAUACCUUUACGAUCGCGCGCCGUCGAUCAUCAAUCACAGAAGCAAUCAUUCCGAGUCCGAUGCGUGCCGUCGGGAGGAACAAAAGACGUCUCGUACUCCCCCACCUCGCACAAAAACCCGCCCAAAAAAAGAGAGUUCGAUUAAGCUUGACAUUUGUGCCUAACAUUUCGAGACCGUCUUUGCUGUAGCCAGGCGGGACUAUUUCUGCCACCGAAGCCCAACCUAGCUGGUUAGUUUUGCUUCUGGGACUAGUUUCGCCUGUCAUUCGUGGGCUUGGGCCAUCCCCCAAUGUUUCUGUUUUG